AUGUCGGCUCGAGCGAUGCGAACGAUGGAGGUGUCGAGCGGGCAUUGGGUUCAGAUUCGCUCGUACGGCGCGUUCGGUGGUUCCGCGAGCCAAGCUGGCCGGCGGCUGAGCGGUAAGGGUAAGGGACGUAAGGGUCAAGGCGGACGCGUGAUGAAUGUCGCGAACGUUAAUGAUGAUGACGAUGGAUACGAGGUGCGAAUCGUGGAGGACAGUGACGUCAUGACGACGGUGGCGUCGACGGCGAAAUCGAACGCGCGGCAAAAUUUGACGCUGGACAUCGACGAGGAGGACGGCGCGAGUGACGACGACAAUGACGUGCGCGUCGGGGCUCGGGUGGUUUUAGCGCGCGCAUGGCCGUCGGCUACGCUCGGUGACGACGCGGUGUCGCUGUCAAAGAAGGUUUGGUUAUCUCUAGGAGCCCCGCCGGGCGGCACGGCGCUCGGCGUCGAAAAGGCGGAUACACCGUUGGACGGUUUCGAUGGCGACGCGUGCUCUGUGUCGUUGAGACUGUGGACGAUGGAAACCGACGUCGGUGGUGAGGCUGCAGUGUGGCUCGAUCGUGGUUUGCGAGAUUGUGAGGGAAGAGGAGGGUCACGGCGACGCGCCAUGUUAGAGGGGCUCGCCAAGCGCGCAUUGGACGGGCGCGGAUUACUGGUCGGGAACCUCGUUCGAUUGCCCUUGCUCGGCACCAGCGCUCUGUUCGAAGUUACCAACAUCGUGCCAGAUUUAGCAGACCGUCGCGGAUUAGAGAUAACGUCUCGAACGCGCGUGGAAUUGCUCACUCGCCAAGCAAACUCGAGAACGCCAGAGUCGUCCAGCGGGGAGGGUUCCGAUUCAGAUGUCGAAGACAUCGCGAAGUCCGCGGUCAAGCGCGCGUCUCGUGCGGCGAUGUCAGACGACGCGUCGUUCGACGCGCUCGGCGGCGUUCGCGAUCAUGAGGCGGCGCUUCGCGAGCUCGUCGCAUUACCUCUGCAGAGUCCGGAGGUGUUCACGCGAUGCGGCGUGAAACCGCCGCGCGGAGUAUUAUUGCACGGUCCGCCCGGAUCGGGGAAGACUCGUCUCGCGCGCGCCGCCGCGCAUGCAUCGAAUGCGAAGCUGUUUGUCGUAAACGGGCCAGAGCUCGUAAGCGCGAACAUGGGACAGAGUGAGGAAGCGCUUCGAGGCGUAUUUCUCGCCGCCGUCAAAGCCGCGCCGAGCGUCGUGCUCUUGGACGAGCUCGACGCCAUCGCGCCCGCUCGUGACCAAUCCAACGGAACCGAUGGCAUGAUGUCAUCGCGCAUCGUCGCCACCAUGCUGUCAAUAUUUGACGGCGCUUCGGCAACCUUUCCCGAGCUCGAUCGCGUCGUCGUCAUCGCAACGACGAACAGGCCUGAGGCGGUCGAGCGCUCGCUUCGACGUCCGGGAAGAUUUGAUCGAGAGUUGGAGGUUGGCGUCCCGACACCGAGCGAUCGUUUAGAGAUCCUUCGAACGCACCUUCGAGGGAUCGACCACGAACUGGACGAGGGGUACGUCGAAGACUUGGCUCGGCGGGCGCACGGAUUCGUAGGCGCAGACAUCGCCGCGUUGUGUCAAACGGCGGCGAUGCGAGCAUUGACGCGCGUUAUCGAGAGCCCUGAGUCCAGCGAUGCGGAUAUUUCGAGUAUCGCUCGCGCGUUGCAGGACAUCACGCUGGUCACGAAUUCCGCUUCUCGCGCCAAAGUCACUGUCGAUGACUUUGAGGAUGCUCGAGUAAAAGUGAGACCGAGCGCGCUUCGCGAGGUCGCCAUUGAGAUUCCUAACGUGCGCUGGGACGACGUCGGUGGUCUUGAGGAGGUCAAAAACCGUUUGAAAGAGGCGGUGGAGUGGGCUGAAAAGCACCCGGAGGCGAUGAAGCGAGUCGGGGCGACGCCACCAAAGGGAAUAUUGCUCUACGGCCCACCAGGAUGCAGCAAAACUAUGCUUGCCAGAGCGGUUGCCAACGCCUCGGGACGCAAUUUCAUAUCUAUCAAGGGAUCUGAACUGUUCUCGAAAUGGGUCGGUGAUUCGGAAAAAGCCGUUCGGUCGGUCUUCGCGCGAGCGCGAUCGUCUCAACCAUGCGUCAUAUUCAUAGAUGAGGUUGAUGGUUUGGCGGGCACACGCGGCGGCGGAGAGCAGGGCGGCGCGCCCUCCGUGCAAGACCGCGUGAUCACGCAACUCUUGGGCGAGAUGGAUGGACUCGCCCCGACAGUAAAUGUCACUAUCGUGGCGGCGACAAAUCGCCCCGACCUCGUGGACAGCGCGCUCUUGCGUCCGGGUCGUUUCGACCGCUUGCUCUACGUGCCGCCUCCGAGCUCGAUCGAGGAUCGAUUAUCCAUCCUUCAGGUGCUGUUCAAGAACACUCCACUUGCUCAAGAUGUCGAUUUGAAGAUGAUAGCGGCGUCUACGCAGGGGUACACGGGUGCGGAUUUGUCCGCCAUCGUCCGCGAGGCGGCGCUCGCGGCGCUCGAGGAGAACAUCGAUAGCACGGAAGUCAACGCGAAGCACUUGGGCACAGGCAUGAUGCGAGUGCGACCAAGCCCUCCGGCGAGGCAGGAGCUAGUAGAUAUGUACGAAAAGUUUCAGCGCACAUAA
Messenger RNA from Ostreococcus tauri, 2589 nucleotides. RefSeq names its product P-loop containing nucleoside triphosphate hydrolase. The record is from RefSeq and is a predicted model, not a curated record. Bases 1 to 2589 code for a protein of 862 amino acids. The transcript has a single exon. Lineage: Eukaryota; Viridiplantae; Chlorophyta; Mamiellophyceae; Mamiellales; Bathycoccaceae. Gene Ontology annotation, molecular function: ATP hydrolysis activity; ATP binding. Gene Ontology annotation, cellular component: chloroplast; cytoplasm.